CUUUUUACAUAUACGUUUGAGAGAUACGAAUAAAUAAACAGGAAAUCCUGAAAUUUUUUGAAAACAAGAUUCCGUCGUGACAGCAUCAAACGACGUCGUAGGUUGAAGCCGGAGGUAGGGUAAUGGAAUCGGAAGUGGAAAAGAAGGGUGGCGAGGAAGUGAUGAGCGAGGUCCACCUGGGUUGCCCACCCGAUUUCACCGGAUCCUAUAUUUCCCUUUUCACCGUUUCAUUUUCCGAUGUUUCUCGCACCACACACCUUCAUCCUUCGCAGCACAAUCCUUUACACGCUAACAAGCUUCAGUUCGAUCAAGAUGGUGACCUUCUUCUCCCUCGACGACGCUCCACACAUACCCCAUUUUCAUGUAAUAGCUUUAGUGUCAGAAUCCAGCACAACAUCACAUCGACAAUUCCAAAUGUUGGCCUGCAGGUUUGGAAAGCGGAACUAGUAUUGUCAGAUUUUAUAUUGCAUAAAGAAUCAUGCUCCUCUGAACUUCAGGGAGUUAUUGCAUUAGAACUUGGCGCUGGAACUGGCUUGGUGGGCUUAUUACUAGCACGUGUUGCGAAUACAGUGUUCCUUACAGACUAUGGGACUGAAAUACUUGACAACUGUGCAAAAAAUGUUCAGCUUAAUUUUGGAUUAUUGAAUUAUCAAGCCAAAAUUCAUGUACGCGAACUUGAUUGGUUUAAUAGCUGGCCUCCAAAAGCAAAAAUAGAAGAGGCUCCUGGCGCUCAAAAGUAUUCUUGGACUUCUAAAGAAAUUGAAGAAGUAGAGAAUGCUUCUUUGCUGGUGGCUGCUGAUGUUAUUUAUAGUGAUGAGCUGACUGAUGCAUUUUUCAGUACGUUAGAGAGAUUAAUGUCAAGGGGUUCGACGAAGGUAUAAUGUUAACGGAAUAGAAGAAAGAAAGAGAGGGAAGUGGCCGAGAAGUGUGGAGUAUGGGUGGGGAAUGUUGCAAUCAUGAUCUGUUUGAGCUCCCCUUCUAUGCUAUCAUGUAUUCAAUAUUAGUUAUUUGACCUCAUUUAUUUGUAGGUGUUAUACAUGGCGCUGGAAAAGCGCUACAACUUCUCUCUUUCAGACCUUGAUGUUGUUGCGAAUGGAUAUUCACAUUUUCGAAGCUAUCUUAGGGAUGAGGAUGAAAUUGAAAGUCUUGAGUCUUUAAGCACGUCUAAUUUUGUUGGG
Messenger RNA from Vigna radiata var. radiata (mung bean), 1178 nucleotides. RefSeq names its product methyltransferase-like protein 22. The coding region runs from base 123 to 881 and encodes 252 amino acids. Gene Ontology annotation, molecular function: protein methyltransferase activity. The transcript is spliced from 8 exons. Gene Ontology annotation, cellular component: nucleus. Gene Ontology annotation, biological process: protein methylation. NCBI's taxonomy places the organism in Eukaryota, Viridiplantae, Streptophyta, Magnoliopsida, Fabales, Fabaceae. The record is from RefSeq and is a predicted model, not a curated record.